Messenger RNA from Eufriesea mexicana, 1799 nucleotides. RefSeq names its product KAT8 regulatory NSL complex subunit dim gamma-tubulin 1 (gene dgt1). The transcript has 8 exons. Lineage: Eukaryota; Metazoa; Arthropoda; Insecta; Hymenoptera; Apidae. Gene Ontology annotation, cellular component: NSL complex. The coding region runs from base 275 to 1684 and encodes 469 amino acids. The record is from RefSeq and is a predicted model, not a curated record.
UGAGCUAGUAGUAUGUGCACGCAGCCAAUGUUACCCCUGUAGUAGCGUCCCGUUAUCUUCGUCCUAUCGAAGGAUCCAGUGUUGUCUUUCGAGUAUUUAUUAUUUAUUCGGAUACAACUUCAGACUUACUGCACAACUGCCAAUAUUUUACGUUUCACAAUAUAAUCUUUUUCUCUCUUGAAAUAUCCAGAAGUACGCAGAGUGUGACAAGCGUAAAUUGGUUGGCACUGACUUUCUUUCUUAGAAGAUUUGAUGUAAGAAAUCACAGCAAGUUAUGUUCCGUAUUCCAAAAACAACAAUGCCCGUGACUAUUGUAGCCACAAAGAAGUCAAAACAAACACAAACAUGUUUAUAUUCAUCUUAUGAAUGCACACAAGUUUGCCUUGAGGGAUAUAGUUAUUGUGCUAAACAUAUUCUUGAGGAUUCAAAUGCUCCAUUUAAACAAUGUGGUUUUGUAUAUAAUACUAAUGGAAGAAAAUGUCUAAAUCCUGCACCAAAAUUGGACAGAAGAGAUAUUUCAUAUUGCAAUGAACAUGCUAGGAAAGCUCAAAUAGCACGUAUAAAAUCAACAGCAAGACAUUCUUUACCACAAACACCUGAAAUGCUCUUGCUUAAUUUAAGUCAUUAUGUGAAGAAAGCAGAUUCAAGUACUGAAGAUACUGAAGAGGAAGAAGGAAAAAUGAAACAAUUAGAUCCUUUCACUGAAGUUGAUGCAUAUAAAGUAAAUGCAAGUGGAUGUGAUAUUUUGGAUUAUGCAAGUUCUUCUGAUAGUGAUGUUGAACCUACUAUGGUGAAUGAUACAUUAAGAGGAAGUUACCUUGAUGACAGUGAUAAUGAAAGUUUAUAUAGUGCACAAGAAGAUCCUUUAAAGCAUGCUGGAAUUUUUACUGCUGAGGAGGUGAUCUACAUUGCAAGAGAAAAAUUAAUUAGGCUACAAUCACUUUACAUAGAUCAGUUUAGAAGACUACAAUAUAUUUUAAGAGAGAAAAGACGAAAGUAUUUACAUGCACUUAAAAAGGAAAAGGAAACAUUAUGUAGUAUACAUGACCAACCAAAAGAAACUGCAAAAGAAAAGAAGAUUUAUGAAAAAUUAAAAGCUUUAAAUCGUUAUCAUAGACGAAGCGGAGUUGAAGCAAUACUAUAUAGAAAAUCCUUAGAACGUAGAGCACAGGCAACUGAAGGACCAACACAGAAAAUACCAAGUAUAUCAAAAUGUAUCUUUACAGAAGGUGGAGUAAAAUGUGGAGAGAGAACUCUUCCUGCUGCAAAACAUUGUCGCAAACAUAUUUUAAAAGAUCAACAUCAAGUUUUGUUUAAAGCAUGUGGAGCAAUUCGAGCAGAUAUAGAGUGUCAUGAGCCAGUACCUGUAAUAUUUGAUACAAAUUGUGUGUUCCAUAUGAAUUUACCAUCUGAAUGUAAAUUAGAAUCUAUGAAGUUUAAAGAAUCAAAACCUGAAACGCAGGAAAUAUCAACAACAGAUAAUCAAUCUAUGGAAAUUGAUGUAGUAGGUGAAAUUCAAGAAAUUGAUCCAGAUGAUGAUAUGGCGGGAUUAAUGAGAGAGAUGAGCGAUGCUGCACACAUGAAACCAGUAUUUAAUGAAAGUUUAAAUAGUGAAGCUAGCACAGAUACAGCAUUUAGUUUAUCAGCACAGAUGAGUGAUAGAGAUGAUCUUGUUUCUGUGUGAUAAACUCUUCUAUGAUUUAAAAUCACAGAAUGUUAAUAUUUGUUGUUACGUAAUUAUACUAACUAUAUUUAUAUAAAACUAUACAAUUCAACACCUACUUACAAAUUUUAUUCAA